Messenger RNA from Adelges cooleyi (spruce gall adelgid), 3652 nucleotides. It is a transcript of the gene Br140, whose product is annotated as peregrin. NCBI's taxonomy places the organism in Eukaryota, Metazoa, Arthropoda, Insecta, Hemiptera, Adelgidae. Gene Ontology annotation, biological process: regulation of transcription by RNA polymerase II. Bases 123 to 3437 code for a protein of 1104 amino acids. Gene Ontology annotation, cellular component: MOZ/MORF histone acetyltransferase complex. The transcript has 18 exons. Gene Ontology annotation, molecular function: protein binding. The record is from RefSeq and is a predicted model, not a curated record.
UAUUAUUACUCAUUCGUAAUUUUGUGUACACGGCUUUGGCGAUUCGCGGCAUGAAUCUUUAGAUUUUUAAAGUUUUCAAAUAUUUAUUACUCCAUUGAAACACCGCUUAUUGAAAACUAAAAAUGGGAGAUUUUGAUGUACUCAGUUAUUGCCGUAAGCUGCGCAGCAUGAAACCACCACCGUAUGAGUGUCCAGUUGCUGACUGUGAUAAAGUAUAUUCGAGUAUGACUGGGUUCCAGUAUCAUUUAGCUCAUAUCCAACACUCAAGUCCUAUACCACCUUUAGAUUUGGAUAUGCCUGAUAAACAAGAUUCAGCCGUUAUACCAAUUGCAAACAAUGCCAAAACUAAAAAAAAGAAAGGACGACGAGUAACGUUCACUUCACUUCCCAGACAAGCGCCUCUUGAAGUUGUCGAACCUGUUACACCCGUACAUCUAUCAAAGUCACUAUGUGAACUAGAAGUUCCUGACAAUAAAAUUGUCAGAUUUAACGUCGAUGAUCAUAUACCUAUUAUAUCAAAACUUGAUUACUUAAAACAAGGGAAAAAAAUCAAAACCCCUAGUAGAACAACAGCAAUAACUCUUGCAUUGUCUAAAAGCAAAGAAGCUGUUCAAAAUUUACCACAAGCUGCCUACAACGAAGUCGACAGUUAUAAUAUACUUCAGGCUCCACCUAUGCCUAAUUCAUAUAUACGAUUUAUAGAGAAAUCUGUAGAAGAGUUGGACACUGAAGUAGAAUAUGAUAUGGAUGAAGAAGAUGCAGCUUGGCUUCAAAUUAUGAAUGAACGUAGAGAAUUGGCGGGUUUAACAGGGAUAUCAAUAGAGUCUUUUGAAUUGUUAAUGGAUCGCCUUGAAAAGGAAUCAUACUUUUUGGUUCAAAUGAACAAAGAAGUUGAUAGUAGUUUAGCUGUAAUCGACGAUGAAGCCGUUUGUUCAAUAUGCUUAGAUGGUGAAUGCCAAAAUUCUAAUGUUAUAUUGUUUUGCGACAUGUGUAACUUAGCUGUUCAUCAAGAUUGUUACGGUGUACCAUACAUACCGGAAGGUCAAUGGUUAUGCCGACGAUGUCUACAUUCUCCUUCGUGCAUGGUCGAUUGUGUAUUAUGCCCCAACAACUGUGGGGCGUUCAAGCAAACUGACCGCGGGCUAUGGGCACAUGUUGUUUGUGCGUUAUGGAUACCAGAAGUCAGAUUUGCAAAUACAGUAUUUUUAGAACCGAUUGACAGUAUCGAAACAAUUCCUACGGCCAGAUGGAAACUCACUUGUUACAUAUGUAAGCAACGUGGUGUGGGAGCUUGUAUACAGUGUCACAAAACAAGUUGUUACGCAGCUUUUCAUGUUACUUGCGCCCAACAAGCUGGUUUAUACAUGAAAAUGGAGACUGUAUCAAACGAUAUGUCUAACAUAGAAGACUCAGAACCUGGCACUGUUUUGGUGCAAAAAAUAGCAUUUUGUGAUGCGCAUGCGCCAUCUGAUUAUCUAGCAGAAAACCGUAACCGACAGUCUCCAAGUGAAAAAGUAAAUAAUGCGCGUCGUGUUUUAGCCAAAAAACGUUCUGCUGCCCCUGUAAUUUCUAUUCCUACAAUACCCCCAGAAAGAGUAACUGAAAUAUCAAAUUUACUAUCGGUACCUAAAAAAGGUCAAUUUGUACAACGUUUAAUUGCUUAUUGGACUUUAAAACGACAAUUUCGAAAUGGAGUACCACUCUUGCGACGUUUACAAACCAGUCAAUCAUCAAGUGUAUCACGAAGAGAAGAACCAGUUGUAUCGAGUGGCACCGAAGACGAUCUUGUUGAAUUGUAUCGACAAUUAAAAUAUUGGCAAGCUCUCCGUCAAGAUUUGGAAAGGGUUCGCUUGUUAUGUGAACUUAUACGUAAAAGGGAGCGCACUAAAAAAGAAUUGAUCAGAGUUCAUGAAAAAUACACAAUGAAAUCAUUAUGGCCUUUUAACGCUUUCUUACACACAGUACUCAAACAGUUGGUUGCAAAGGAUACUGGUCAGAUAUUCAUUGAACCCGUUGAUCAGGACGAGGUACCUGAUUAUGGUGAAAUAGUUAAAAAUCCAAUGGAUCUACAAACAAUGGGAACUAAAAUAAAUAAUUCUGAAUAUAGUACUUUUGAAGAUUUUGAAAGCGAUUUUAACCUGAUGAUUUCAAAUUGUUUAGCAUACAAUUCUAAAGAAACAAUAUUCUAUAAAGCCGGAAUAAAAAUGAGAGAUCAAGGAGGAACGGUUUUAAGAACUGCCAAACGAGAUCUCAAACUUUUAGAAUUAGAACCAAAUUCAAUAUUGUUGACUGAUCCCAAUAAAAAAGGUUGUGAAACAACUGCAUCUAUCUCAACACCAAAAAAAUCUGAGGAAAUCAAAGACGAAAAAGGUAUAGAAUUUGAUAGUGAAUUAAAAGAAAUAUGUAAUCCAUCCAACACGAUGGGGGAUGAUGAUCGAAUGUGUAAACUUUUACAACUCGCUGACAAGUGUCGGGGAGGACGACAGUCUAAGCGGGCCCGCAUGAUCAAAACUGAAUUGACAAAACUAAAAGUAAAAAUAGAUUCAGAAACCAAAAACAAAGAAAUUGUCGAGUUAGAAGAAUCAAGUGAUGGAAACCAUCAAAAUACUGAAACAGAGAAAACAAGUACCAAACGUAAUAAGAAGGCAGUUGUACAACAAUCAAUAGAAAGCUUUAUUUUCAAAAAACCAGAUACUCCCUCAAAGUCUGAAUCAACAACACUCAUAACUCCUCGAAACUCUUCUAGAAAAAAAGCGUCCACUGAUAUAACAGCUACGCCCCCUCAAAUAAGACGUACUAGACAAUCUACAAAUCUUGAGAGUUUCAAAGAAUACCGUUCAAGCAAAAAGACAGAUACCGAAGAUGAGUCGCCAUCCGAUGAAGAGUCUAGUUACCUAGAUUAUUCAGAUUCCGAAUCAAACUCUAGUAGUACAAGUGAAGGGAGUAGCAGCGGAUCGUCUUCUGAUGGAUCGGGCAGUUCAUCUAGCAGUUCUUCUUCAGACUCUGAGUUAGAAAAAGAAUCCAAGAAAAGAGGAACACAAGAUGAUUUUGCUCAAUUACAAUUAGUCUGGGCCAAAUGUAGAGGUUAUCCGUGGUAUCCGGCACUGAUAAUUGAUCCCAAUAUGCCAGCAGGACAUUUGCAUAACGGCAUACCAGUCCCUAGUCCACCAUUGGAAGUAUUAAACUUGGCUAGCAACUAUAAAGAAUUAGUAUACUUAGUAUUGUUCUUUGAUGCAAAACGUACCUGGCAAUGGUUACCUCGCAACAAACUAGAGCCACUUGGUGUUACUCAAGAAUUGGAUGACAUAAAACUGACAGAAUCAAAAAAACCUGCCGAUCGUAAAUCAGUCCGUAAAGCCUAUAUGGAAGCUCUUGUUUAUAAAACUGACCCGAUGAUACCAUCAUCUUCUAGUUUGAGACGUUCUAGUAAAAGUUAGAAUAUAAUACAAUAAAUUGUUAAACUAAUUUUUUAGUUUUUAUACUAUACUGUAAAAUAAUUAUAUUUGUUAAACCAAGUGACUUUUUUUUUAUGUAUUUUUUUAUGAGUAGUAUAAUGCUUUCUUUGACACCUUUGUUUUUAAAUGUUUUAAUUAUUAUAUUUAUAUGUACAUACAACUACUAUAAAGAUACACCAUAAAAAUUAUUCUUAAAU